Molecule: messenger RNA, 2423 nt
Organism: Nematolebias whitei (Rio pearlfish)
Lineage: Eukaryota; Metazoa; Chordata; Actinopteri; Cyprinodontiformes; Rivulidae
Product: rho GTPase-activating protein 40
Exons: 15
Coding region: 115-2172 (685 amino acids)
Biological process (GO): regulation of actin filament polymerization; regulation of small GTPase mediated signal transduction; signal transduction
Cellular component (GO): cytoplasm
Molecular function (GO): GTPase activator activity
Source: RefSeq, a predicted model, not a curated record
ACUUGAACAACUGACAGAGUUAGACCACAUUCACAUGGUGUCAAGCCACCAGUACUGGAUAAAGCUAGUUUUUGAGCAGGACUGUAAAUCCCGGAUUCCUUUGGCACUCUGGACAUGGUAGGCAGAGAGGAGGUGGUGGUGAGCAGAACUGAAGCCAAGAUGCAGUUUCAACACCCCGCAUUGACUCAUUUUAGGCGCUAUCCAAAUGCAUUUCGGGGCAAACGUUUAAAGCCAUCACUCUACAGGAAAAAAUCCAGAGAUCCCAGCCCCACCGAGAUGAGCGUGGAGCCCUGGGCCAGCACACGGGACCAGGCAGCCGCUAAACAAGCACACAGCCUACACGACCCACCUUCUCAGGACCAGGAGACGUUCCCUGAUAAAGUGUGUGUGGAAUCAUUCUGGCAUGAGGUUGAGACCAUCCAGCGGGGGAGCGGUGACACAGAUCUCGACAGCUGCAGAAGAGACUCCAGACACUCAGAAGAGGGAGAACAAGAGGAGCAGUGGCUGGCUGACGCUGGCUUGUCAACCCUUAUCAGCGAAGACAGCGAGGAUGUAGACAAGGCGGUGCUGCUGUCCACUCUCACCAAGACGCAGGCGCUAGCUGUUCAGCGUCGACUCGAUUCCUACACACUGUCUAGACGUAAAAAAAACAAACCGCCACCUCGUGACGUUCGGGACAUCUUCAGCUCCCCGAUCGCUCAGAGCCUGCUGCCAGAAUCUGAGAAUAACGAAGACCUCACGCAACACAGCAUGGCGUCAGUUGCCAAAAUGCCACUUUCAGCCAUGACUUUAGAGCAUCACCGAGGUGCUCCUAAAGAGGAAUUCCUGAUAACGGACAUCGCUUACUGCGAGCAGGCCGUCAUCUUCAUUAAACAAGCCAAAUUUCCACAGAACAACACCCAGCACAGGAAAGAAGACGGCUCGCUCCCUCGGGUGAUCUGCCCCAAGUGCCGUCUAGGAGUGACUCGGAUUCAGGAUCUCUCCCACGCUGACAUGAAGAAGGUGCGUCAGCUGGCUCUCAUCGACAUGACGGCACUGUGCGACCUUUUGGAGGUGGAGGUGAAACGGCACAAAACUGUAAAGAGAAAAACCCCAGAGAGCACACUUUUCGGGGUACCGCUGGCCAUGCUGCUGGAGAAUGAUCAGAAAGUGAAGCCAAGCGUGACGGUGCCUCUUUUCCUGCAGGCGUUGUUAUCGUUUCUCGAGAAGAAAGGAGUCGAUUCAGAGGGGAUCCUGAGGGUCCCUGGAUCUCAGUCCAGGAUAAAGCUGCUGCAGCAGAACCUGGAGGCCAACUUCUACUCGGGACGCUUCAACUGGGAUGAAGUGAGUCCAAAUGAUGCUGCUGCGCUCCUCAAGAAGUUCAUCCGAGACUUGCCUGAUCCUCUGCUCACCACUGAGUACCUCAACACUUUCAGCGCUGUCAGAGACAUCACAGAGCUGAGACAAAAACUUCACAUGCUGAACCUGCUGGUCCUGCUGCUGCCUGAGCCCAACAGGAGUACACUGAAGGCUCUGCUUGAGUUCCUCAAUAAGGUGGUUUCCAGGGAAAAAAGGAACAGGAUGAACCUGUGGGCCGUUUCAACCAUCAUGGCUCCAAACCUUUUCCUUCAUAAGGCCGUCCCGAGCCGACUGACUGACGGGGUGGAGAAAGGACAGGCGGAGAAGGCGGCUGACGUGAUGAGGCUCCUCGUUCGUUACCAGGACCUACUCUGGACAAUCCCUAAUUUCCUUGUAAGUCAGGUGCGCAGGCUGAACGAGAACAGCAAUCGGCGUUACCAGUUCUACGAUCGCCGCUUCAAAAAUCUGCUGAAGAAAAUCCAGCCGGAGAGCCGAGAAAAGCCUGAGAAAAACAAAUCAGAGCUGCGGCGCACAGUGAAGAUCCAGGUGGGAGAUCUGGUUAACUCGAUGGAGUUUCAGCUCGGCAUCAACACUCGAACCUCCGACCUGCUCGAACAAUUUCAACGGCAGUUCUUCCGCAGCCCCACCAAUGGAAAGGGAAAAAUGCGAAGAAACGGCUCGGUCACAUAUCCGGACUGCGCUCUUUAUGAAGUGGGAGGGAAUAUCGGUGAGCACUGUCUGGACUUGGACACACACCUAAUGGACCUGUACAACUGUAACCCCGCAGGAGAAUGGGUCAUCAAACUGAAACCCAACGGAAGCAGAUGGGUGUGACCUGAAGCCUGUGGGACAAAACGUGAACUGAUGGAGGAACAGGUUUCAGAAGAAAGAGAGACAGAUUUUUCCAACCUCUUCAUGUCCUGUUCAGCCUCUGAGCAACAAGCAGGAGAAAGACAGAUGGAUGAAACAGAUCAGUGGAGGAUCUGCCUGAAGCUGAGCCUAGAAGUGCAGAUCCCUUCAAAACCAACUGCGCUUUGUCUUCCAUCCUCUACCUUUUUAAGUCUUUCUUUCCAUCUUCAUUCUCC